Betta splendens (Siamese fighting fish) is the source of this 5445-nucleotide messenger RNA. It is a transcript of the gene phka1a, whose product is annotated as phosphorylase kinase, alpha 1a (muscle). Gene Ontology annotation, biological process: glycogen metabolic process. The record is from RefSeq and is a predicted model, not a curated record. The transcript is spliced from 35 exons. Lineage: Eukaryota; Metazoa; Chordata; Actinopteri; Anabantiformes; Osphronemidae. Gene Ontology annotation, cellular component: phosphorylase kinase complex. Gene Ontology annotation, molecular function: calmodulin binding. The coding region runs from base 215 to 4006 and encodes 1263 amino acids.
UUCCUGUGGGGAACUUGGCGCAGCUUCAGGUUACAGCGCUGGAUGGACCCUCGGUUUGUGGCCACCGUGAGCUGUGUUUGACGGCUAGGCUGCCGGCCGGGCUCCUGCUCGCCCUCGAACGAGCUCCCACCAGAUAUGACUCGAUGAUUUACCGCCUUCGUGUCGUCCACCACUUGCACACCUCCCGAAACGGAACUGAAGUAGAGUCGUCACCAUGAGGAGUAGGAGCAACUCGGGCGUCAAACUGGACAACUAUGCUCGGAUAGUUCAACAAACUAUCCUGAGGCACCAAGAUCCGGUGACGGGUCUCCUGCCCGGCAGCCCAGAUCACCCGGACGCCUGGGUCCGAGACAACGUGUACAGCGUGGUGUCGGUGUGGGCCCUCAGCCUGGCCUACAGGAAGAAUGCCGACAGGGACGAGGACAAGGCCAAGGCCUACGAGCUGGAGCAGAGUGUGGUUAAGCUCAUGAGAGGCGUCCUACAGUGCAUAACGAGGCAGCUGGAUAAGGUGGAGAAGUUUAAAUACACUCGGAGUACCUCAGACUCGCUUCAUGCCAAGUACAACACCCGGACCUGUGCUACAGUUGUUGAGGACGACCAGUGGGGUCACCUGCAGGUCGACGCCACCUCUCUCUUCCUGCUUUUCCUCGCUCAGAUGACUGCGUCUGGUCUUCAUAUUGUCUACACCCAAGAUGAAGUGGACGUGGUUCAGAAUCUGAUGUUCUACAUUGAGGCAGCUUACAAAGUGGCGGAUUAUGGGAUGUGGGAAAGAGGAGACAAAACCAACCAGGGCAUCACUGAGAUUAACGCCAGCUCCAUAGGCAUGGCCAAGGCAGCUCUGGAGGCGUUGGACGACCUCAACUUGUUCGGAGCUAAAGGAGGCCCUGGGUCCGUGGUCCACGCCUUGGCUGAUGACAUACAGCACUGUCAGUCCAUCCUGACCUCCAUGUUACCCAGAGCAUCUAUCUCUAAAGAGGUGGAUGCUGGAGUCCUGGCCAUCAUCUCAUACCCAGCCUUUGCUGUAGAGGACAUGAGCAUAGUCAACAUGACCAAGGAGGAGAUCAUCUCCAAACUGCAGGGUCGAUACGGUUGCUGCAGGUUUCUCAGAGACGGACACAAAACACCUAAAGAGGAUCCAAACAGGCUGUAUUACGAGUCUGCAGAGCUGAAGCUGUUUGAGAACAUUGAGUGUGAGUGGCCGCUGUUCUGGACCUACCUCAUACUGGAUGGCAUUUUCAUCAACAGCCCUGAGCAGGUCCAGGAGUACCAGGAGGCUCUGGAGGGCAUCCUCAUCAAACAGAAAGACGGGAUACGGCUGGUGCCGGAGCUCUAUAGUGUCCCGCCAGAGAAGGUGGAGGAGGAGUACAUGAACCCUCACACUGUUCAGAGGAUUCCUAUGGGCAAAUGUCCUCUGAAAUGGGGUCAGUCUCUGUAUGUCCUGGGUAACCUUUUGAGUGAGGGUUUCCUCGCCCCCGGAGAAAUUGACCCUCUCAACCGGCGUUUCUCCACCAUCCCUAAGCCUGACGUGGUUGUACAGGUGUCCAUUCUUGCAGAGACUGAGGAGAUUAAAGACCUGCUGCUGAAGAACGGUAUCGAUGUGGAGACUGUGGCCGACAUCCAUCCCAUCCACGUGCAGCCCUCCAGAGUCCUCAGCCACAUUUACGCCAGACUUGGCCGUAACACGAGGCUGGGUCUGACCGGGCGACCUUACAGGAGGAUCGGAGUGCUGGGAACCUCCAAGUUAUACAUCAUCAGGAACAACAUCUUCUCAUUCACACCUCAGUUCAUUGAUCACCAGCAGUUCUACCUGGCGUUGGACAACAAAAUGAUCGUGGAGAUGUUGAGGACAGAAAUCUCCUACCUGUCUUCCAGGUGGAGAAUGACCGGACGACCCACCGUCACGUUUCCCAUUUCACAGACCAUGUUAACUGAAGAUCACCUAAACCUGGACCCUGCAGUGUUGGCUACACUGAGAAAGCUACAGGACGGAUAUUUUGGAGGUGCAAGGAUCCAGACAGGGAAGCUGUCUGAGUUCUUGACCACUUCCUGCUUCGCUCACCUUAGUUUCCUAAAUGUGAAGGGUCCUGGUGGCUUGGGCCACCGCGACGACGAUGAUGAUGACGAUGGAUAUGUGCAUGAGCUACGUCAUGAUGAUGAUGCUGACGACCUCGCUCAAUACCUGGAUCACCUCAUGGCCCACGCUGCUCCCAAGAAGGCCAAACAGCCCGUUAAAGGACUGGGCAGGUUCAAAGCUGUAGCCACUAAAACCAAGGAGAUGGUGACUCUGAUGAACAAGGCACAAGAUCUGAAUGUGCACAAUGUUAACAUGUACCUGCCGAGCAAACUGUUUCGGUCUUCUCAGCCGUCACUCAACCUAAAUCUCCCAGACUCCACUGCUCCACAAGAAACUCAGACUCCAGAGGUGUCGGUCUCAACAGAGAGCGGUAUCCCCCGGGAUGCUACUGGAGCCAUCGAUUACAACGCUUUGGUCCAGCUGCUGAAAGACACACAGAGUCUCCAGGACCAGGCUGACAUCCUAUUUAUCCUCUUCAAAGACAAGGGUAUGGAUUGGGACACGCGUCUGCAUGGGAUAGGCUCCACGGUGAGAUCACUGCUGACCGAGCUGUAUGAGAAAGUAGGUGAGCUCAAGCAGUGGGGCCUCAUCAGGAUGAUCUCCGGCAUUCUAAGGAAGAAGGUGGAGGAGCUUGACUCGGCCUGCUCUGAUUUACUGGCUCACCAGAAGCACCUGACUGUGGGUCUCCCUCCUGAGCCCAGAGAGAAAACCAUCACCGCUCCAAUCCCAUUAGACCAGCUGGCUGCUCUGAUCGAAGAGGCCAGCGACAACAACAUCAGCGUGGCCAUACUCACCCAGGAGAUCAUGGUUUACCUGGCGAUGAGCAUCCGCACUCAGCCUCGUCUGUUCAGUGAGAUGUUUCGACUGCGUGUCGGUCUCAUCAUUCAGGUCAUGGCCACUGAAUUGGCCCAGUCACUCAACUGCUCAGGAGAGGAGGCUACAGAAAGUUUGAUGAGCAUGAGCCCUUCUGAACUGAAGAGUCUCCUCCAUCACAUCCUCAGUGGGAAGGAGUUUGGGGUCCAGCGUAGUGUGCGAGACAUGGAUUCUGGGGUCAGUCCAGCCAUCUCCAUUCAUCACCUAGGCAACGUCGGCGCCACCAAGAGCGAGCGAGCCGGCAUCAGCAAACUGAAGAGUGACAUUAAGAUGCUGGAGCACAGGUUGUCUUUGACGGAUCCGAGUAAGGUGAUGGCGGAGCACAGGUUGUCCUUGGCGGAUCCAUUCAAGGACCCGAGGUUGUCUUUGACAGAUCCAGCUUUAGAGAUGGACCGCAGGGUGUCUUUGACUGAGGCAGUCAAGGGCUGGAGGUCUCAGUCAGUGGACAUAGAAAGCAUUGACCCUGGGAGAUACAGACUGCCGUCCUUUGAAUCACUGGACAUUCCAGACUCGAUUCCAUUUGCCAAAGACACCAGACACGGUCAGUGGCUGCGGAGGAGACGUCUGGACGGGGCGCUGAACAGAGUCCCUGUCGGGUUUUACCAGAAGGUCUGGAAGAUCCUGCAGAAGUGCCAUGGUUUGUCCAUCGAGGGGUUUGUUCUUCCUUCUUCAACCACCAGGGAGAUGACCCCAGGUGAGAUCAAGUUCUCUGUCCAUGUGGAGACGGUUCUGAAUCGCGUCCCUCAGCCCGAGUACCGGCAGCUGCUGGUGGAGGCCAUCCUGGUCCUCACUAUGCUGGCAGACGUGGAUAUCCAGAGCAUUGGCUCCAUCAUCCACGUGGAGAAGAUUGUUCACAUUGCCAACGACAUGUUCUACAAGGAUCAGAUGGACCUGGGGGCAGAGGAGCACAUCCUAGAGAAAGACCCAGCCACGGGGGUGUGCAGGCUGCUGUACGACAGCGCCCCCAGUGGCCGCUUUGGUAGCAUGACCUACCUCACCAAAGCGGUGGCGGUGUACGUGCAAGACUUCCUGCCCAGCGGGGCGUGCGCUGUGCAGUGAAAGGAUGCUGUGAUGGACCAGAGCAGGUGUGAAACCACUGGUGGAUGACGUUGAAGCUGAACCAUAAAAUAGAAGAAAUAGUAAAUAAAAAAUAGGAUUUGUGUAGUGGAUCAGCGACAGACACGGGAGAACCUGGUGGUGCGAGACAUGUUACAGUAGGUGUUAAUAUUUAGAGCCACACUAACUGGUUAGAGCCUUUGUUGCAGCUAAGCUAAGCUAACUAACUGGCUAAUGGCAGCAGCUAACUGAGCAAGAUCCCAUGAAAGUCUAAACAAGAAAGUGUGUCUUUAUAAAUGUUUUUUCUUUUAUGAUAGUGAAACGGUGGGUGAACAUAAGCAGGACUUGUUUUCUAAUGUGUGUGAGAUGGAGCAUGAACUGUUGAAAAGCUUGGAAGGUCAGACACUCGUUACAACACUUAGUAGGUUAUAUGUGAGAUCAGAUCCAGUUUAAUAACAACUCUUUGGUACAAAUAGCAGACAUAGUUUCAUAGUUACGUCUUUAAAGUGAGGAGCCUCCACUUCAUCCACAGACGAACCACGGAGCUGUUGCAGCUGUUAAACCAACCUGAAACACAUCAGGACACAUCUGCAUUUUUCUGUAUCUCACUGUAGCCCAUCGCACUGGAAACCUAGUUUUACAAACUCUGAGGACUUAAUGUUCUUUGUUCAGUCUAAUUUAUUGUCACAAGUAUGUUAAGACUGUGGUUCAUAAGACUCACUUCAUAAGACCCUUUGGAUAACUCAAGUCUUAUUUAUUAUGUAAUGGAAACAAACAUAAAUAAUAGACAACAUACAGAAUGAGUUUGUCACUAUAAGAUAGACGUGUCUUAAAGAGAACUUGGAUUUCUCACUUGCCUUCACAUUGUUGCACUUGUAAUAGAAUGAAAUGACUACUGGAAUGUUGAUGCAGAAAUUGAGUAUGAAAUUGCACAGAAAUCAAAAUAAGGAGAGAUUAUAUUUUUAAUUGGAUAGAGGUUUAAGCUUUUAGGGUCUACAGUAGGGUACAUAUACAGUAGGUGUGUUCAUAUAGGUGCUGAAGCAAAAAAGUGCAAUUCAGAGAAAUGCCUUAACUUCUUAAACAUGGUCAUGAGCUGAUGUGGAAUUGUGCUUAGUGUAUGUAAGAAUUAAUGCUGCUUAGAUUUGUUUCUUUAUCACUGGUGUAUUUUAGCCAUUAUUCUAACCCUCACUGUCAGCUUAAAAGAGAAAACAUGACUAAGCUGUAUUUGAAUAUGAAAUGCGUAAUAAUAAUAACCACCUGAUAGGACAAAGACGUGAGUGUCACACUCCACAUGAAGGCAAAUGAUCAGACAGUAAAGUGUGUUACAUCAAGCACAGGAAGCAGGUCGUGAAGUUCAUGUCACUGCUUUAACAGUUUGAACAAACCUGUUGUUGGGCGUUUUUGUUUUUGAAAUGACUUGUCUAAUAAAAUAGGGAAAUAGA